AUGCACCCCCCCCAUUGCCUUCCAUUUUCCUUUGCUUUCCUCUCCUUUCCUUCCUUCUUUACCUCCUCCCUCGAUCAUCAUCCUCUCCUUCCCCUCUGUCAAUUGCAGUACUUUCAUCAAGUUGUAAGUUUUGGGUGUAUAGCAGCGAACAAAGCGCUUCUGUGUUAG
Messenger RNA from Colletotrichum costaricense, 168 nucleotides. RefSeq lists its product as uncharacterized. The record is from RefSeq and is a predicted model, not a curated record. NCBI's taxonomy places the organism in Eukaryota, Fungi, Ascomycota, Sordariomycetes, Glomerellales, Glomerellaceae. The transcript has a single exon. The coding region runs from base 1 to 168 and encodes 55 amino acids.